CAAUUUUUAUCAUGAAGAAAUAGUUAUGCUUGACUUAAGUCAUGGCUGUUUUAAACUAGCUUGGAACAACUGUCUUGAAAAUAAGGUGUUUCAACAAUUGAAAGUUCUUAAACUCAGUAAUUGUGUGAAACUGUUUGAGUCUCCCAACUUUUCAGGAUUUCCUUGUUUAGAAAGGUUGUAUCUUGAUGGUUGCUCUUUGGUUAAUUUACAUGAAUCUAUUGGGAAGCUCCAGCAGCUCGUUUACUUGAACUUGGGCUUCUGCAUUUCUCUUAAGAAACUCCUAGAUAGUAUAUGUAGGUUGAGUUCUCUCCAGAAGCUUAUUCUCAGUCAUUGCAUCUUACUCACAGAGUUGCCUAAGUCCAUUGGUGAUCUAAAAGAAUCUUUGGUUGAGAUUCUCUUGGAUUAUACAAAUAUUAAGGCACUUCCUGAUGGUGUUGGAUUAUUAAAGAAGCUGGAGGUAUUAGAUCUUUCACACUGCUUUAGUCUGGUGGAUCUGCCAAGGUCAUUGGAAAAUAUGAUGUAUUUGCAUUAUAUUCUCCUUAGUGGACGUACCAAGCUUCGAUACAUACCAAAGCUGCCCUCUAGUUUAAUUGAACUUCGUUUCUAAGAAUUACUAUCAAGCUUAACAGACUUGCGUAACAUGAAAAGGUUGGAGGUAUUAUGGCUUAAAAAUUUGUGUGUAAAGGGGGGAGCAGCAGUUUAUAAGAGGCAUUGUGAGGAAAAGUUAUGGUGAAUUCAAUUUGAUGGCAUUAGCAUGUCAAAUCUGUGUUCAUUACUCGUGGCUUAUGCAUGGCCAGGUGAGGUCUUUUUUCGUUCUAUGCAUGCCUAAUUUAUUGGAACCCUAAUUAUUUCUUCCA
Molecule: messenger RNA, 857 nt
Organism: Macadamia integrifolia
Lineage: Eukaryota; Viridiplantae; Streptophyta; Magnoliopsida; Proteales; Proteaceae
Product: disease resistance protein RPS4B-like
Exons: 2
Coding region: 26-607 (193 amino acids)
Molecular function (GO): protein binding
Source: RefSeq, a predicted model, not a curated record